UUGGCAGAAUUUAAACAGGAAGCUGGCAUCGUUUUACAACCGAAGAAUUUUCUUGUUACAAUGCAGGAUGAAGAAAACCUGACAUAUUGUAAUUUGUCCUAUUCCCGCAAUAAAAAUAAAGGAAAUGGAAGAUAUUUUUCCUUCUCUGUUAUGAAGAAGUUAUAAAAACAGAUAACAUUCGACGUUUUCAAUCAUUCGACCUUUUCAAUCAUUCGACGUUUUCAAUCAUUCGUCUCAAGUUAGUGCAAUAGUGAUCUAGAUAUCCAGAAAAAUGGAUUUCGAAAGAGUAAAUACAGCAUGUUUUUAUUCAGAGAAAUCUACAAUCAAGCUCCGAGACUUACCACUUGGAGAGAAAUUUCGUAUUUUAAAGGCGAGCCUGUUGAAAACUCGUUAUGGGAAGACCAUACUCUUAGAGCUGGAGAAAAAUAAAGUCUUCCUACCGAAACGAGCUACCGAUACUGUGAAGGAGUGCCUGGAUCAAUUGAAUGAGGGGAAGAUCUUUCUAAAAUUCACAGGUGUGAAGGAUAUUGGAACGAAGUAUCCUGUAUCAAAUUUCGAAUUCAGUGAAGAAUAAAAUUGUUAGAAGUCGUCGCCAUGGAGUUUUUAGAAAAUAAGGGUGAGGAUAGAAUGCUGAAGUAUACUAUGUCAGCUAUAGAGAGGACAUUUUCCUUCCAACCUCAAUUAACCGACCAGUUCAAAAUAAAAUUAUUGAAUCAAUACAACGAAUUGACUGAACUUCCGGUCAAAGAAUGGAUGAUCGUUGGGAAAACUGUAUUAUAUUUACAAGGGUUAAUUCAGACAUUAGAUGAAAUUGAAAUAUGGAUAGUGGGACCUCAUCGUCUGGUAAUGAGAGAAUGGUUCCAUGAAAACUCUGAGAGGUGGCAUUCUGAUGAUGAUGAUAGUCAGGAUGAAUAUUCUGAUGAUAGCCAGGAUUAUGAUGAUGACUCUGAGGAAACGUUUAUACCAAUAUCAUACAGUAUUUCCAUAGACGAAAUCUUUAUUACAGUAAAAGUCAUGUGUUAUUCUACAUUGUUUGAUAAUCAGAGAACGGAUGGAUUCAAGUUAUAUUUGAGUAUAUUUGAACGCUUGAGUCGUAAUUGUUCAUGUCAUAUAGAGAGGAAAGCGUUAAUAAUAAAAGAAUCUAUGUUAAUCGAUAUUUACUUCAGCAAAUGUCAUACUUAUAAAAACGAUGAUGACAAAACUUAUAAAGAUUUAAUAGUGUAUAAUCCACCACCCUUGAAAUAUUUAGCAUUAAUUAAAUUUCUGUUAUCAAUAUAUCCACGCUUUCACUACUUGUACUGGAAACUAGAGGUUCCUGACCUUAUGUCUGAAAGCUUUCAUGAUUUUUCUGAUAAUGAUGGUGAUGACGACGUGAAUUAUUUCUGAUUAUAUUUUGAAUAA
Messenger RNA from Coccinella septempunctata (seven-spotted ladybird), 1401 nucleotides. RefSeq lists its product as uncharacterized. The transcript is spliced from 3 exons. The record is from RefSeq and is a predicted model, not a curated record. NCBI's taxonomy places the organism in Eukaryota, Metazoa, Arthropoda, Insecta, Coleoptera, Coccinellidae. The coding region runs from base 595 to 1386 and encodes 263 amino acids.